CGCCUCUUUGAGAGAGGGUUAUCCCGUCCCUCUCUGCCUACCUGCCGCGGCAACCUGUUACUCUCUACAUACUCUUCCCACUACCCGUCGCGCUCAGUCACGCAUUUGUCGCGGAUUCGCUCGAGUGCCCUCACAGCAAACGAGCAUUCUGUCUCCAUCACGACUGUCCACCUCGUCGUGUCGGUCCACUGAACCCGUAUCCUCUGCUAUUAUUAGCCGCCUAACAGAUAUUGCCUCGCACAUCGCUAUGAAAAGUUGGGUAGUAACAUAAUUGCUUGUUCAUUGCUUUUUCCGUCCCGAGUAGACACUAAACUCUCGUUCCGUUCGCUUUCAAACCCGGUCUACCCUGGAUCUACUACACAUCAUGAGUACGCCGAAACCUAUCUACCCGCUCAGUGGGCACUGCUCCAUCAUCUACCAAAACACCCUCUACGUUUACUCACCAGCCGGAUUUCAAUCGCUAAAGCUUGAAGAGGGGGCAAAAUGGCAGACGUUGCCCAUGGACAUAUCCCUUACCGGCGCGCAAUGUGUCAAGGCAGUGCCUCAGGGCAACACGCAAGAUGCAAAGCUGUUUAUUGUUGGAGGACGAGUCAAUGCGACGGCUUCGACCUGGAAUUAUCCUGGUCUGAUGCACUACACUUUCUCCAAGAAGAAGUGGGACUGGCAACGUUCGGAGAGCUGGAACACGCAGAACCGCGUUAACCACGGCGUUGCAUACCUCCAAGACUCACAAAAGAUUCUCAUCUACGCUGGAUCCCAGGUCGAAGGUGACAAUGGUCCAUCUUCUGAAGGUUUCCUGUUUUCCACCGUGGCGCCCUACUCGGUCUCAAGUUUGCCAUCGGCUGGUGCACCGCCUUCCGUAAACCCCAUGCUCAUGGAGUCGGACGCGAAGACCGUAAUGAUGGUGGGAGGAGGUGCGACAAACAAAGCCGUCUGGAAGUUCACCGAAUCCUUAGGAUGGCAAAACCUCGGCGUCGACCUAGAACAACCCAUCGCCAACCAGGGCACAACCAAAUGCACCGUCAUCUCCCGUACCGACGGAAGCGUCGCUUUGCAAAAGUUCGACAUGGGUGCCAAACCAAACACUGUGCAACGAAUACUACUGUUAGGCAAGGGCGGCUCACCGGCAAACCCGGGGACCAAAGUUGGAGGCAAGUCAAAACGUGUAACUCUCAACGACUGGUCCCCGUACAACGAAACAUACGCACCUACGACAACACGAUCAGGAUACUCUUUAGCGCAAGGAACUGACGGUACUACUGUUGCAACUGGAGGCGACCCUGCUGCACCGAUUGUCCUGUUCAAUGCCCAAGAGAACUCCUGGAUGAAUGCGUCUGCGGUAUUCAAUGGGCAGCAGGUGCUUGCCAAUUCCAUCUCAUCAUCAAGUAGCGCUACUCCAACACCAACCUUAUCCGCAACGUCCUUGUCGGUCAUGUCCUCGGCCAGCCCCACCAGUACAGAAGCUGCCGCGUCACCUGCGGAGCCUCCAAGCAACAAGGGACGCAUGUUGACCGUGCUUGGGGCCACACUCGGAACCAUUUUCGGCAUUGCGGCGAUCCUCAUCUUGAUCUUGCUGUGUCUCAGGUACAGAAAGAAUAAGAACAAGAAGGCUAACUAUAUGGAAAAGAACAAUGACCGUAUGAGCUUCGCGGACCGAGGUGCAGCCUUUAUGAAGGAGGCUGGUGGAUCGGUAGUGGCUUACCAAUCUAAGAAUGAGUCGACCACAUCGCUCGCCAUCAUCCAGGGGCGAGGCGGUGGCCACAAGAAGAACAUUGCAAGCGAUGCUAGCACUGCCGGCCUUGUCAAGAAGACUAGCCCAUUGGGCUACUCAGAGCAGUACUCUGAACCGUACGAGCUCGCCAAGUUUGACCUGAAGCCGGAGCCUGCUGAGACCAUGGUUCGUCAGAAUUCUAGCAGGCAACCCAAGCCUGCACCAAGAGCUCGCAGCUCGGGUUGGAGUCGAUACUUUGCGAACAACGAGGCUACAAACCUCGCCAGUGCUCCUCCUGCUGAUCGCUCGACGUUUGCGUCGGAUAGGACAAGUACAGGCAGCCAGUCACAGUACACCAACUCGCGCAUGUUCAGUUCACGUCCAUCGCAACAGAUUGCUCCAUUGCAGAUACCCAAGUUCAAUGAUGAGCACCGCCUGAGCAGCGUUGCUAGCGGCAGUCCGACGCUUGGCACGCCCACCACUGUUAUGCCUCACCAGAUUCAGCCUAUGCAGGCAGAACUCGCCCGUGCCAACUCGACCGCCAGCUCAGUGUCAGCACUCAGCCACGACGCCCCGCACUACGCUCGCAACCCGGUAGACAGUUGGACUCCAGUGGGCGAUAACCGACGGACCAGCAGUCAAUAUACCAGCAGUGUGAUUAUGGAUCAUGGAAAGUUCGAUGGUACCAGCUCAUAUUAUCCCGACGGCACCGAAUCGUUUUACCCCAAGAGCAACUUUAGCUCCUUCUACCCUGGGCAAGGAACUACGCCGGUUAUCCCUGAUACGCGAGACAGCACGGUGACAAUGUUCCCAUCUGGCAGCGCGCCUCCCGCAUCGACUGGAGCAAUGCCAAAGAGCCAGUUUAGCUCCAUGUACCCUGCCCCACCGCAGCUUGGUCUCUCGCAUGAGCGUGAGAGCGUUGCGACACUCUUCCCAGGCGGCACAGUUCCUGCUCCAGGAGCUCAGCACGAUGCAGCAUUGCCUAGCCCCAAGUUCAACUCCUUUUACCCACCACCCCGAGAUGGACACGAGAGCACCGUCACCAUGUUCCCCGGUCCUGCAUCUGGCCAAAAUGACGCGAAAAAAGAGCAAUCCGACAUGUCAUGGCUGAACCUUGGCCAAAGUCGAUAAAGCUCUUCCCGCCGUCCGUUUUAUCCGCGUAUCCUUAUAUCGAUAAUGAGCCCAUGCUCGACGCCCUCAACCAUUCGCCCACCUAUACAUGUUUUCCUCGCUCUCCUAUCGGAAACUAGCGUUUCCCGCGAACCGAUCCGUGCCGUUCCCUGUACAAAGCAGUCAACCUUUCUUUCUGGAGCAUCAUCGCAUUCUCAGCGCCGGGCGUCUCUUUCCCAUUUACUGCAGAAACACGUAUUAUUCGUAUAUCCCUCAUCGCGGAGGUCUCGGCCCUCUCUGCAUUCAGUCGCUACAUAUACCCGACGCCAAACCCACCACGGCGCGUCAUCCAAAUCUCCUCACCGCCAACCUGUCAACAAUCCCUCCCGACUUUGAGGGCUCCUGUGUAUAUAUACAUACCAGCCACUUUCAUUUCUAUACACUCUUUCCUUCUCUUAGUGUCGUGUCGAUAUCUCUUUGUAUUUGGUCUGUGUCCAACCAAC
Exserohilum turcica Et28A is the source of this 3324-nucleotide messenger RNA. RefSeq lists its product as uncharacterized. NCBI's taxonomy places the organism in Eukaryota, Fungi, Ascomycota, Dothideomycetes, Pleosporales, Pleosporaceae. The transcript is spliced from 2 exons. Gene Ontology annotation, molecular function: protein binding. The record is from RefSeq and is a predicted model, not a curated record. Bases 365 to 2842 code for a protein of 825 amino acids.